AUUUGGGGGGAACUUUGUCACAGAGGCCAAAGUGUAGCAGCAGCUCUCCUUCAUCAUGGCAGAGAGACAUAUUCCUUUCACCCUGCUCCGCACCCCGAGCUGGGACCCCUUCCGCGACUGGCACCCCACCAGCCGCAUCUUCGACCAGACCUUCGGCAUGCCCGCCCCGUCGGAUGACUUCGCUGCGUACCCCUGCGCCCGCUGGCCCGGCUACAUGCGGCCCGAGAUGCCCUCCGUGAUGUACCCGGGAGCCGUGAUGGCCCAGCAGGCUCGCGCCUUGUCCCGCCAGAUGAGCACGGGAAUGUCGGAGAUCAAACAAACCCUAGACAACUGGAAGGUGUCACUGGACGUGAACCACUUCUCACCGGAAGAGCUGCUGGUCAAGACCAAGGACGGCGUGGUGGAAAUCACUGGAAAGCACGAAGAGCGUAAAGAUGAACAUGGUUUUGUGUCCAGAUGUUUCACAAGGAAAUACACCCUCCCCUCCAGCGCCAACGUGGAAACGGUCACGUCCUCGCUGUCUCCCGACGGCGUGUUGACGGUGGAGGCCCCGCUCGCCAAGCCGGCCGUCGAGGCCGCGGGCACCGCAAUACCCGUCGCUGUGGACGGCAAAAGCGGUGUGGCGAAGAAAUAGGAGGCUCGCGCGCAAACACGCGUUCCCACAAGCUUUCAGAGCUGACGUAGGCGACACGGAGACCUUUGCAUCUGUACCGAGCUAAGCCAGGCGGCGUGUGUGUGUGUGUGUGUGUGUGUGUCUUCUCUUGGCCGCUGUAUUUGUUCUCCUGCUUUUAGUCUGCGGUAGCUCACGUUCUUUGUUCUCUCUUCCUCACGUCUGCUGAGCACAUCUUCCUUGGCGCUGGCUGUUACAUCACACUGGAGGAAAAAAAAUCUCCAGCAGCGUGCACUCCGCCACCCUAAAAAGCAGAACAACGCCUGUUAGAAGUCUGCAACUCGACUGUUUUCAUCCUCAGUUGAUCUCGAGAUGUCAACGGAGAAUAAAGAUGAAAUGGCAUACGA
Messenger RNA from Phyllopteryx taeniolatus (common seadragon), 1017 nucleotides. RefSeq names its product heat shock protein, alpha-crystallin-related, 1 (gene hspb1). The record is from RefSeq and is a predicted model, not a curated record. The transcript has 3 exons. Lineage: Eukaryota; Metazoa; Chordata; Actinopteri; Syngnathiformes; Syngnathidae. Gene Ontology annotation, biological process: protein refolding; response to heat. The coding region runs from base 56 to 634 and encodes 192 amino acids. Gene Ontology annotation, molecular function: protein folding chaperone.